Molecule: messenger RNA, 989 nt
Organism: Ictidomys tridecemlineatus (thirteen-lined ground squirrel)
Lineage: Eukaryota; Metazoa; Chordata; Mammalia; Rodentia; Sciuridae
Source: RefSeq, a predicted model, not a curated record
AUGAGAACCAGCGCAGCCAGGAGCCGCUCGCUGACCAGAUGCACGCGGGGAUUCCGGGACGUCCCGCGGCCGGCACCGCUGCAGCGGGAGCGAACGGCAGCGCGGCGAUCAAGAAGCUGUCGGGGCCUCUCAUCUCUGCAGAUUUCUUCGCCAAGCGCAAGAGAUCUGCGCCUGAGAAGUCGUCGGGCGAUGUCCCUGCGGGGUGUCCCUCUGCUAGCGCGGCUCCUGGGGUGGGCGCCGUGGAGCAGACCCCGCGCAAGCGUCUGCGAUGAGUUAGUUCCCUCUCCUUUCCAGUUUAGAGCCCUGAGAAUUCCUGGGCGGCGGAUGUUGGAAGACAGCUGGGCCUCGGCUGGGACCGUACAUGUAGCAGCAACCCGCGGCGGCUGCCGCAGAGCAGCGAUUGGCUUCGUGUUUAAAAAUCUGAAACGUGUGCAAUGUGUAAUGACGUCUCUAUAUCAAGAUGUAUUCUGCACAGGAGUACACUGGUCCCAAGGUGUAAAGCUUUAAGAGUCAUUUAUAUAAAAUGUUUAAUCUCUGCUGAAACUCUGCAAAAAAAAGAGAAAAGUAUAAAAAAAGUACAAAAGAGAAAAAAGAAAAAAAAAGGAUAAAAAGAAAAAAACCCAUGUAUAUUUGUACAAAAAGUUUUUAAAAGUUAUACUAACUUAUAUGUUCUAUUUAUGUCCGGGCAUGGGCAUCUCCAUCAUACCCUGCCCGGUCAUUGGUCAUGCCAAAGGCACUGUAUCUCAUCCUUCUCAGUUAUCCACAAAUGUAAAUUGAAUAGCGGGCUUUAGGGGAGGGGGGGGGUCGCUCACAAAUUAGCUGCCACACAUAUGCACCUAGCUUGCAGCCUUUUCACGCUUUUGCUCUUUUAUAAUCAUUGUAUUUUAAACUUGAAGACAAAUCUGUUAAACAUGGUUCCCGAGCCGUUUGUACCACUGCCCCAGCUCCACAUCCGUCAAAUUCUAAAUAAAGAGGCCAAAAAUGCUGCA